ACACAACCCUGCAUUCAAGGAAACGGGCAAACACAGCACUUUUUCUUUGACUUCCCAUAAUGUUUUAGCCACCGUCUUCAGUAAGAGGACAUACAUGUGUUCGAUGUGAACCCUCAUGGAAGCCGUCUGUCUUUGAGCAGCUGGGAGUCAAGGACCCCCCUCAAUUGUUUCCUGCGCCAAGAACUGUUAAAGACAUGGUCAUUACGCCGCAUCUGUGAUGAACUAAAAGCAGUGAGUGUGAGAGCGUGUCAGAGGAUGUUCCUGAUCUGCGGAGCCCAGUGCUGAGGAAGGUCAACGGAGCCCAACCGGCGCUCACCAUGUCUCACCACCAACAUUACCAUCGAGGCCCCCAUAGCCGCACCAUGAGCUCUGAGGAGAGGAGCUCCACACCAGUCAACAAGACCUCCACACCGGUUCACAAGAGCGCCUCCUCCUCUUCCUCCUCCCAGCGCGACAGCCGGCAGGAGGCAGACAGCUGGGAAAUCAUUGAGGGGCUGAAAAUCGGUCAGAGCAACGUCCAGAGGCCCGAUAAACACGAGGGUUUUAUGUUGAAGAAGCGGAAAUGGCCCCUGAAAGGCUGGCACAAGCGUUUUUUUGUUCUGGACAAUGGUAUCCUGAAGUAUUCCAAGUCCCCCAUUGAUAUCCAAAAAGGCAAACUUCAUGGCAGCAUCGACGUCGGCCUCUCAGUCAUGUCCAUCAAGAAGAGGGCCCGUCGCAUUGACCUGGACACUGAGGAGCAUAUCUAUCACCUGAAGGUCAAAUCUCAAGACAUCUUUGAUGCCUGGGUGUCCAAGUUGCGUCAUCACCGGCUUUACCGACAGAACGAGAUUGUGCGAUCUCCACGGGAGCCUACCAUACGAACGUUUCCUCCCCCAGCUGCCAUUGAGUCGCCCCAACCUGCCUCGAGUGUAGUACGUGAAGCCAAGCAAGCCAAGCCAAGCAGCUUGCCAUGGCAGCCGGUGGCCCCCAGUAGCGGGAGCAACAGCAGCCUGCCUGCCUCCUACAGUAACGGCCAGAGCAAAGUGGUUGCUUGGCUGCAGGAAUCAGAGGAGAUGGACAAGUGCGCAGAGGAGCUCGCACGAUGCCAGUCCAACCUGACUGAGCUGAGCCGGUUAUUGCAGAGUCUGGAGAUUCUACAAAGGACACAGUCGGCACCCAACUUCACAGAUAUGCAGACCAGUUGUGUAGAAUUGUCAAAGAAAGAGAAGCGCUUGAACAGAAGAUGGAGAACAAAAAGUGUCUGCAAAGAUGCAAAAUACCAGCUUCAGGUCCCUCUGUCUGCCAGCAUGUCCCCUGUCCGCCUCCACUCGUCCAACCCCAAUCUGUGUGCCGAGCUGGUGGACUUUCAACCCCCUACCUCCCGGCUGACAGACAGCGUAGAUUGUUCCAGUGACUACAUUAAACUUCAGGAGGAAUUCUGCACCAUUGCCCAGAAAGUCCACUCUCUGCUGAAGUCGGCCUUCAACACAGUGGCCAUAGAGAAAGAAAAGAUCAAACAGAUUCUGUCUGACCAAGAGCAGUCAGAGCCGUCAGCCCAGAUCAACUCUCUCAGGAAGUCUCUGUCACAGGCCCUGUCCCAAAACGCAGAACUUCGAACCCGACUCAGCCGCAUCCAUUCUGAAUCUGUCCUGACCGAACAAGUUGUCAGUGUGAACAUCAUCUCCACGCCUGAUGAGGCUGGGGAACAGAUGGGGAUCCCUCUGACUCAGCAGGCCUCUAAUGAGAGCCGACUCUCCAUGUCGGAGUCUGUCUCUGAGUUUUUUGAUGCCCAGGAAGUGCUUCUGUCGGCCAGCUCGUCAGAGAAUGAGGGCUCAGACGAUGAGUCAUAUGUCAGCGAUGUGAGCGAUAACAUUUCAGAGGACAACGCCAGCGUGACCGAUAACGUCUCCAGACAAAUGGCCAACGGAGACUUUGCUGGCAGUGCCUUCCGUAACGGGCGGCGCACCUGCCUGCCGGCGCCGUGUCCUGACACCAGCAACAUCAACCUCUGGAACAUCUUGAGAAACAACAUCGGCAAGGACUUGUCCAAAGUGUCCAUGCCGGUGGAGCUCAACGAGCCCCUCAACACCCUGCAGCGUAUGUGUGAAGAGUUGGAGUACAGUGAGCUGCUGGACAAGGCUGCUGAGACCGAGGAUCCCUUUGAGCGCAUGGUUCUCGUUGCUGCUUUUGCCGUCUCAGGCUACUCAUCCACUUACUACAGAGCAGGAAGUAAGCCAUUCAACCCGCUACUCGGAGAGACUUAUGAAUGCAUUCGGGAAGACAAGGGCUUCUGUUUUUUCUCUGAGCAGGUGAGCCACCACCCACCCAUCUCCGCCUGCCACUGUGAGUCUAAGAACUUCACCUUCUGGCAAGACGUGAGAUGGAAAAACAAGUUCUGGGGAAAAUCAAUGGAGAUUUUACCAAUCGGGACAGUGAAUCUCAUGAUUCCCAGGUUUGGAGAUCACUAUGAAUGGAACAAGGUCACCACCUGUGUACACAACAUCCUAAGUGGACGACGGUGGAUCGAACACUACGGGGAGAUCACCAUCAGAAACACAAAGAGCAGCGCUUGCCUCUGCAAACUCACCUUCGUCAAGGGAAAUUACUGGAGCUCUAAUGUGAAUGAGGUUCAAGGAUUUGUGAUGGAUCAAGAAGGGAAAGUGAUCCACAGGCUUUUUGGAAAAUGGCACGAAGGCCUUUACUGCGGCGUCCCACCUUCUGCCAAAUGCGUCUGGAGGCCAGGCUCCAUGCCCACGGACUACGAACUGUACUAUGGCUUCACCAGGUUCGCCAUUGAACUGAAUGAGCUUUGCCCAGAGUUGAAAGAUGUUCUGCCCCGCACAGAUGCCCGAUUCAGGCCUGAUCAAAGGCACCUGGAGGAGGGGAACUUGGAGAUGGCAUCCUCAGAGAAGCAGCGUAUUGAGGACCUGCAGAGAACCCGAAGAAAGUGGAAAGAGGAGAACGACACCAAACAGGAGCCACGCUUCUUUAAGAAAGUGGUUGACACCCAUCACAGGGAAAGGUGGGUCUCCAACAACACGUACUGGGAGCUCCGCAAAAACCCCGGCUUCAUCAAUAUGGAAUCUACAGUGAACCUGUGGUAGCACAUGGAUUACCAUGUCCAUCGUGUUGUCAUCACAGACAAGAAGGCAGUUACCUAUGCACAGUAAGGUGUUAAGAGAAACAUGCGUGCAUGGACUGCAGAGCUGAGGGAUGGCCUGAUGCCCAAUAACCCUGUCGAGGUUCUGUGGCACCACCACACGGUCAUCCAUCCAUGGAAACAUCCUGUAGGAUCACCUUCAUUGUGCUUGUGGACGCUGGGUUGUCAGGUCAACAAUCGUACCACUCCUAUGUAGAUCUUUCCUCAGCUCUUUUGACUUCUGAGUAUGUCCUUGCCUUAAAAAGACACCUGAACAAGUCACAAGACUUAGCGCUUUUUAGUUGAAGCCAUUUGAUUUCUGACAGCAGUUUGGGUUAGACUAGUCUAUAAAGUAGACAUUUUGAUUACCUACAAGACCGUGCAUGUUUAGAGAGCAGCUUUCACUGGCAUAAAGCCGUAUUUACUAUAUCAUCAAUUAUUGUAGAGAAAAAAAGAGGUAUUUUUAUAAAAUAUCUUGGAAUUUAGUGAAAUAGCAUUAUGUGAAUUGGCAGAUUUUAUUUAUUUUUGCCUUUUAAUACUGUUGGAUCUGUAUGAUAGCAGUACUCCCUCUGGGGAAACAACUCAUUUAAAAUGAAUCUCGCCUGCAGUAGAGGAAGCACAGCGUCCAUUGAUGGAAUUUUUAAUGAAUAUUUUCAAACAGGAGCUCUCAAAGCUGAUCAUGUGGUGGAAGGAGAAGUAGGAUUAAACAUGUAAAUCCUAACCUGGUGUUUUGGACAUGCAAUGUAGGAUAAGCUACACCUGCAACCUUUUACAGAGUUAUUCUUUUUCUUUUUUAACUGUCAAGACAGAUGGGUCAUGGAGUCUAGUUUCUCUUCAUGGUGUGAUUCUGUGACCAUCCCGCGCCCUCCCCCACUGUCUAAUUUUAAACAUUCUUCCAUGAAAGCAACUCCUCUGAAUCACAUGGUUACAUAAAUACACACAUAACUCCCUCCAUAUAUAGUGGGCGCACUUUCAGUCUGUCCUCUUCUCUGAAUGUGGUGCAGAUAAUGGACUCUCUCAAACAUCAGACACUUUUCUGAACCAAAGGUCUAAGAAAAGAUGAUGUAGUAGGGUGUAAAACCCUCUUGAGAAGCUUUUGUGAUUUAUAAAUAGAUUUGACAGUGAAACACAAGGAAAACAGUCACGUAUUUCCAGUACAAGGCUAAACACUCGCAUAUAUCGGGUCACACAAGGUUAGAGCUGCAAUGUGCAUUUAUUUUUAAAUUCUAAAAAUAUAAUCUAAAAAAUAUUUAAUUAACAAAUUAUUUAUCAAAAUUAGCAAUGUCUUAAAUUAGCAUCCUUGUUCUGAGUAACAACCAAAAAAUGUUAAUUUAAAAUGAUAUGAAACAAAGUAGUAACUUUUCUCAUUUGUGAAACUCUCACCAGCAACUGUUUGGUAUUUUUCUUGAUAAAUGGCCUACAUUAUUAAUCAAUCAUCAAAACGGGAAUACAAGAUGAAACACCGGAACCACCUACAGGUCGUCCCAUGAAACUUCAGUUUCAGGAAACUGCAUUUCAACAAUAUUAAAAACACUUUUUUUCCUUAAAUGUUUUAGCCAAACAAGUUUGUAGUGGAUAUUUGAAUGUGUCUGAUUCCCCAGAGAUUUUACUGCUAUGAUCUGGGCUUCUGCAAAGCACCAGUUUACUUAUUUGCAGUAUGUGUAUUUAUUGCGAAGCAGAUUAGCUUUAAUGUUUUAACUAGAGCCCUCCUCCCCUUUUUGUGUUACAGAGUAAGAAAAUAUAACACAAACAAGUAGUCACACAUUGUCCUCGUUUACGAACACAUAUAGGUUGAUUCCUUUCGUUCAGGACUGCAGGGUGAGGACACUGAAGCAGAAAGAGUGAAUACAAAUAUGUAGAAUGAAAACUUUGUGAAGCAAAUCCAUCUUGUGUGCACUGUUUAUAUGGUACUGUAGAUUACAAACCAAAAAGGUAGUACUGCUUUGCAUUCAUAUCUUUUUUUUUUUUUACUGUACUUAUGUGCUUUUAAUUUUUUAUCCCUGAUCACAAACUCUGCUACAAUUCGUCAGUGUCCGUUUCACUUGCUGUGCCUUAACGCAUUUAUUAAUGCCUCACAAUACACACUACUGAUAAGAAUCCCCCUGCCAAGAAGGUAUGCCAUUAACACUUUAUCCCAUCUCCACCUGCCUACAGAUGAUAAAUUAUAUUGAAAUACGGCGUUUAGGAUUUAGCUGUGGACAAAAUGUCUUAAGUCUUUAAGGGAAAUGUCUUUAGAUGAGAAAAAUAGAUUUAUUUGACUGUAAAAUGCUCGCAGUGUUAAAAGAUGUUCUGCACUGCUCUGCACUCCAACAUUUUAGGUGAUCACUGUAAAUACAGCACAUUUAGACGAUGGGUCACUACUGCAAAAGCAGAUUCCUUUUAUCCUCCUACAGUGAUUUUUUUUGUGUGUGUGUGGAGGGAGGGUCAAUGCUGCUAUGCGUAGUGUUUGGACUGUAGUGUAAAAAAAAAAAAUAGAAAAUUCAUGAAAACCUUCUCAUGCUUUCUUCAUCCAUCGUUCUUCCUGCAUGUCUAGACAACUUAGCCUGCCAAUGAAUGUUGCAGAUGCCUUACAAAAGAAAAAAGGUUUUGUUUUCUCAAUUGGACGUCUCAUGUGUUUUUGUUUUGAACUGACAUGUAUCACGAAGCACUGUGUCAGCUCAGUUUCUUUCAAAUCUAUUCCUUAAUGGGUACCUUCUAAAGUGCAAUUUUAACAAAAGUACAUAUCUUUCCAUGAAUACUGUACACUGCUGCUACAUAGUGCUUGUUCUAAUAAAACUGUAAAACUCAA
This is a messenger RNA of Micropterus dolomieu (smallmouth bass), 5906 nucleotides long. It is a transcript of the gene osbpl6, whose product is annotated as oxysterol binding protein-like 6. Gene Ontology annotation, cellular component: cytosol; perinuclear endoplasmic reticulum; intracellular membrane-bounded organelle. The transcript has 23 exons. The coding region runs from base 318 to 3083 and encodes 921 amino acids. Lineage: Eukaryota; Metazoa; Chordata; Actinopteri; Centrarchiformes; Centrarchidae. Gene Ontology annotation, molecular function: cholesterol binding. The record is from RefSeq and is a predicted model, not a curated record.